Triticum aestivum (bread wheat) is the source of this 826-nucleotide messenger RNA. RefSeq lists its product as uncharacterized. Bases 98 to 358 code for a protein of 86 amino acids. Lineage: Eukaryota; Viridiplantae; Streptophyta; Magnoliopsida; Poales; Poaceae. The record is from RefSeq and is a predicted model, not a curated record. The transcript has 2 exons.
UCGCCACACAACAAGAAUCUCUCCGUUCGUUCCACAAAGCAGCAGCAAGGAAUCGUUGGUGCCGGACUGCCCGAUCGAAUCAUCCGUCAGAGGAUCCAUGGCCAUGGAGAGGUUCUUCACGGCGCUCGUCUUCUGCGAGGCGCCGCUGGACGGCUACGGCACAUCGGUGCUCACCGCCGGCGCGAUGGACAGGCCGGUCUCUGCCGGCGGCAGCGCGACGAAGCCGGCGGUGGCUAACAAGACGGACUCUCAGAAGGAGCAGGGACUCUUCAACGGCAAGCCGACGGCGCAGCGGCGCCCUGCGUUCGAGCUCGCGUUCGACGGUGUCAACUGCUUCGACACCGUCGUCAUGCACUGAGCAUGUCGCUUUCUCGAUUCUUAUAUGUAUAGAACUUGGGUCAGCUAGACUGUUUUGACACGAACAAUGCAACCGAGAGGUUGGGAAUUCUUCCUCCGGCGGUGCUUUCCAGUGCACAUCAAGUAUUUGCCUGAAAAGUACGCGAAUAAGAGAAUGACAGUGAGGAGACAACAAUACUACGAGUCUCUGCAUGUGUGCAGAAUUGUGGACUUGUGGUAUGAGUUCAAGUUUACAUGCCAGACUUGCCACUUGGCAAAAGAGUAAUCCGACCUUGCUUUUGGCAAUAUUGGACAGAAAACAGAAUGGAUAGGAACUAAUUCAUUAAAUAUAUGCCGGAGCCAAUUCGAGUUUUUGAUUCCAGUCAAUUAAUAGUUGUCACUAGAUGAGGAAAACACUGACAGACACCUUAUGAUGAUUGAUUAGGAGAAGCAGAGGUGAGCAAACGACAUAAUAAAAGCUUACUAUCUC